CAGCCAAUCAGGAAGAGGCUGAGAGACUGAGCGAGGUGACGAAGGGCUGGUGUGUUAAGGUCGCAUUGUGUACAGUGGGGUUUUUGGAUAUUGGAUAUUUUUGGGAAGUCAGUGUUUUGGGGGCUGAAAACGCAAGGAUCUGGGUGGUUCACACGUGAUAUGGUUUGAGUACACGUUUUGUGUUUGUGGCUGCAGGUUUGUGAAGUUGUGGUUAGAAAAGGAUCAAUGAGGAAUAGUGGACGACCUUAAAAGCAGCUUUCGCUCUUCGCCAAGUUAAUGUCAAGCAUACAGGCGCAAUAAUGCAGCCCGGGGUCUGCUGCUGGGAAGCCUAGUGGAUCAUCUGCUGACCUGCUGUUUCUGUUUCUGUCUGUCCCUCUCUCUCUCUCUCUCUCUCCCCAUCUAUCUAUCUAUACACACACACACACACCUCACUCUCUUUCUCCUGCGUCUUUAUUGUAGUUACAUUUCCAGCCCUGCGAUGCACCGCGCACUUUAACUACACCCGCACAGAAGUGUGUGUGUGUGAGAGAGAGUGUGUGUGUGUGUGGGUGGGUGGCGGCGCUGCGCGUGCAGGUCAGUGAUGUUUACGUUUUCAUAGCACGAGCGGUGGAGACACGGAGCGCGCGCGCAGCGAGGCUACGGACGCACGGACAGAGAGUCUCUCUCUCUCUCUAUCGCUCUCUCUCUCUCUCUCUCUCACACACACACACACACACACACGUACUCCGCGAGGCGGCGCGUAACCGACUCCGACACCGACACCAGCACCGAGACGCAAAGCGCGCGCCUGUUCUUGUUCUUGUUCUUGUUGUUGUUGUUGUCCUCCCGAGCUUUCGAGGAACGUGCGUGACGUUUGGUUCGCGCCAUUUGCAGCACGAGGAGCGUUUCCGGUUUGGGGACGCGUUCGGCUGAGACGCGCGCGCAUCAUGUACCCGCACGGAAGACCGCAGGCUCCGUUGGUGCCAGGCCACGCGGGCAUGAAGUUCACCGUUCUGGAGACGUUGGACCAUAUCAAAGAGGAGUUCCAGCUCUUCCAGGCCCAGUACCACAGUCUGAAGUUGGAGUGUGAGAAAUUGGCCACGGAGAAGACGGAGAUGCACCGGCAUUACAUCAUGUACUAUGAGAUGUCGUAUGGACUGAAUAUUGAGAUGCAGAAGCAGGCGGAGAUUGUGAAGCGGCUCAGUGCUAUAUGCACUCAGAUUAUCCCUCUCCUGUCCCAAGAGCAUCAGCACCAGGUGGCCCAGGCAGUUGAGAGAUCCAAGCAUGUGAGCAUGGCUGACCUCAAUGCUAUCAUAGGGCAACAGCAGCUCCAGCACCUGUCCCAUCAUGCUCCAGGCUUCCCCCUGACACAUCACCAGUCAGGCUUGUCUCUCGGAGCAGGAGUCGGUCUCAUGGCCCUCCCGGGGGCUUUCCCCUUCCCGCCACAUCUGGUGCCUAAAGAUGACGUCACUCACCCCGAAUCUGUGGAUCCCAGAGAUGGUGCUCCAAACAGGAGUUUUUCAGACUCAGCUGCAGUGAGUCAGUCUGUGGGUCAGAGGCUGCCUCUGCCGCUAGGUUGUCCACCCGAGUCUGCGACAGACAGCAAGAGAAGCAGUGCAGAAGGAAAACCUCGAGUUCCCACACCCCGAGACAGAGAAGUGGAAAAAAAUGAGGACAGUUUGAAACGGGACAGCACUAAAGAGAGUGUGUCUCCAGCAGGAGGGUCUCCCAGGUCUGCUGAUGGGAAUGGCAUGGACAGCCGAAACUCCUCCAGAGAUGCCCGAUCACCUUCAUCUGGCUUCCCGCACACACACACACCCAACCAGCACAAGAGUCCCCCGCAGGAGAAAGCACGCUCUCGUUCUCCAUCUCCGUCACGUGACGCUCCAUCUCCUGCGCCUCCUCCUCCUCCUCCUGCUUGUCCUCUGUCCUCCCCAGCAUGCGCUCCCUCUCCUCCUGUCCAGCACUAGGACCCACUCCGCUUCAUGGAGUGAGACGGGUGGGAGAUGAAGUGGCCCUCCCUCACCCACCCACCCACCAAACCCAGCACACACUGGCUCCGUCCCAUAGUGCAACGGGGUCAAGGACCAGGUGCCUUGCAAGGGAUGUGCAUUUAUCCACCAAGUCUUGGAGCUGAACACAAUCUGCAUCCACUACACUGCAGGGCCAUGUCAGAGGCACAGCUUAACACGCCAAUCAAUCAGCUGUUCUAGUGAUUGACAGGUCUAUCAGCCAAUCAGGCAGCUGGAGGGCUGUGGCAAAGCUGAGCAUUUUGCAGUAAGCAAGUGAGAGCAAGUCCUGUUGACCCUUGAUGACCAUGGGAAACUUCAAACCUACCAAACUAAGACACAGAAAUAGACUGAGACCCUUUAACAACUCCUGUGUAAACGCCAACCUUUAAGACUGCUGUGUAGCUGAACUGGAUCGUCGUUGCUGAAGAAGGUGACUUUAUAUUGUCUUUUAUACACUCACUUUAUGCACUGGGAACUUGUCAUUUUUUGCAUUCCUCAUAGCAACACGUGCAUGAGUACAUAAACAUCUACUGGUGGAUAUAGCUGAGAUGACUGGAGAUGCUUGGAGGACACAGUGACUGUUCAGGUUAAUCCAUUUUAGGCACCCUAAAGAGACUGUAAAGAGACUGUAAUUUUAUAUUAGUUUGUAUUAUUUUUUUUUUUGAGUCAUUUUUGCUAACAUCAGAAAGCACUCAUACAUGCUAAUUCAUCUAUCGCUGUUGCCCAAGCCACUCUGUACUUUUACUCACUCUAUAACCGGUAAUGUUUACGAUUUCAAGCUGUACUUUAGAUCCUUCAGCUGGUCAACUGGAGCCUCUUCUACAGCAGCCAGGAUCAUCAAAUGCCCCAAACCCUCUUUUUAAUUUUUUUUUUUAAAUUUACAUUAAAAUUAUAUAGGAUCUGUAAUAAAGGGGGUAAUGUUCUGAAUGCUGUCCUGCCAUCAAGAACUUAUGAAAUGUAUAACUACAUGUAGGGGUACUCUAUCACGUUGGAGAUGUGUGUGUGUGUGUGUGUGUUAGUGUGUGACAUUAUUAGAGUAUGUCCGCAGAGCAAAAACACACACACCUGUGAACAGCCAGUAGGACUGCCAUCGUUUGCUCCUGGACUAUAAAAUAUGAGAUUCAGAAAGAAAGAAAAAAACAGCGAGCAGUGAGAAUGUAAUCGAGGGGGAAUUGGUGCCGGGAAUCUGGAUGCACAUCUACAGGAAGUCCCAAAAAUCUGCAUACAUCGGGGAAUUUAACACUUUUAGCAAAAUGUAACUUUAUUUACAAACCAUCCUCUACGUUCAAUUCAAUUUUAUUUGUAAAGCGCUUUUAACAAUGGACAUUAAACCAAAUAAAUCGGAAAUAUGUGAAUUUAUCCCUAAUGAGCAAGCCGGAGGCGACGGUGGUGAGGAAAAACUCCCUGAGACGAUAUGAGGAAGAAACCUCAAGGUUCAAGGUUCUUUAUUUGUCACAUACAUUACAUACAUGUGAUGUAUUAAUGUAGUGAAAUGUUUUUCCUUAGUGCCUCGUCCCACAGUGCAACAGUGAUACAUAAUAAACCAGAAUAUAAUAAAAGCAGAAUAGAAUAGAAUCUGUUAGACAAAAUAUACAUGUUAUAUGUAAAAAUAUGUAAAAUUAGAACCUUGAGAGGAUCCAGACCCAAAAGGGAACCCAUCUCAUCUGGAUAGUGCAGUUAUAAAUAAAUCCCUUCUAUAACUGUGUACUAUAUGGACAAAUAGUGUAAUUGUGCAACCAGUAAAUUCAUUAUAGUUUUCACAAGAAGUCUGGUUUGUUAAACCUAUCCACUGUCCACUGAGUACAAAGCUGCCCUUGGCAACCGCAACCCCAAAAGCAACCACAGCAAUCUACAUGAUUUCCAUUUCUUUGUAAACACACACAGAGUCGUCUCUCCCGCUCAUGAUGAACUCGUGUUAACGCUUCUGGUGUUAUGCAUGUAACUGCACGUCCAUCGCAACCUUGUGACAGCAUUCUUAAAGGCUAUCUGAAAAAAAUGUAAUAUAAACUAACUAUGAAACAUUUUGGAAGACAUUUUGCUAAAAGUGUUAAUUUCCCCUAUGUAUGGAGACUUUUGAGAAACGCUGUAUAUUGGCAUUUCAUAUUUUAAACAACCAUCUCCAUCCAACAUUUUGUGUAAAAACAUAUUGUACAUCAGUAGUUUUGAUCAGUACUUGUUUUUCAGUCUUACUUGAACAAAUAUGUAAAGACAGAGAUCUACUUUUAUUGCAUUACAUUUGUUUUUCCCACCACAUGGUUUUUGUGGCAUAAGCAGGAGGUUUAUGAAGUGAUAUUUUAUACCCUAGAUAGAGAUGAAAUGCAAGUCUAAUGUUAUUUUUAAAUUAAAACUUCCAUCAAUGUAAUGUAAUAAUUAUCCACUGAAAUUUGAUUCCCAUAUACCCAGAUUUUUUUUUCUUUCAGUUUUUCUAUAUGGUGUUUACUAAACACUCUCCCAAACAGUAUUUGCUCUGUGAAAAUUUGGCCCCAGGUUAAAUCGAAUUGAUGACCCUAUAGAAAGCAUGGCGUCUAAGAUAUAUUACACUACUGUAGGGAUAAACAAAAUUGUUUAUUGAACAUUAGUUGACAUUUUUCAUUCAGUUGCUGGGCUUUUUGGAGGCAAUAUAUCACUGAGUGUAAAGAUUCAUGUCUGCGCACCAGUCUCUGUAUUUGUGAUACAGCUGAACUGAUUCAAAACAAGUUGGCAAUUGCAACUGAAUCACGUGCAUGACUCGUUUUAUUACUAUUAUUCAGAAAUAUUAAAGGAAUUUCCUUUAACAUUGUGUUUCUCUCUCUUGCGCUCUUUUAUUGUGCCUGUCAGUCUCGGUGAAGAGGUUGUGGCCUCCCAAUAAACACACUUAAAAUGUC
This is a messenger RNA of Pangasianodon hypophthalmus (striped catfish), 4855 nucleotides long. RefSeq names its product TLE family member 2, transcriptional corepressor c (gene tle2c). The transcript has 14 exons. NCBI's taxonomy places the organism in Eukaryota, Metazoa, Chordata, Actinopteri, Siluriformes, Pangasiidae. Gene Ontology annotation, cellular component: transcription regulator complex; nucleus. Gene Ontology annotation, biological process: regulation of DNA-templated transcription; negative regulation of canonical Wnt signaling pathway. The record is from RefSeq and is a predicted model, not a curated record. The coding region runs from base 927 to 1949 and encodes 340 amino acids. Gene Ontology annotation, molecular function: transcription corepressor activity; protein binding.